Messenger RNA from Glycine soja, 2335 nucleotides. RefSeq names its product protease Do-like 9. The transcript is spliced from 9 exons. The coding region runs from base 257 to 1891 and encodes 544 amino acids. The record is from RefSeq and is a predicted model, not a curated record. Gene Ontology annotation, biological process: proteolysis. Gene Ontology annotation, molecular function: protein binding; serine-type endopeptidase activity. NCBI's taxonomy places the organism in Eukaryota, Viridiplantae, Streptophyta, Magnoliopsida, Fabales, Fabaceae.
CAAAUGUAGGCUUAAUCUACCCAACUCCAACUAGCAGGCCCAAAACCGUUGCCAACUAUAGAGCGUUCGUCCCCCCUCGGCCCUCCCCUCUGUGUGCGCCUGUGAAUGUGAUUAGAAAAGAACAGAAAAUGGUCGCAUCGGCAUCUCCACAGAAUUGAAUUCUCUCCUGCGACCUGCGAGACUCAUUUUUCUAACUACCCUCUUUCUUUCUCCGUCACUAUCACUCUCUUUCCCCGGACUAAAGUAAAGGAGAUACAUGGCCCGAACUAAGAGAAAGCGUGGCCGAAAGCCCAAGAACGCAACUGACGAAGAAACCGCGUCCCAAGACUACAGCACCGCCUCUAAAAACGGCGCCAACGAGCCCAGCGACCCGGAUUCCCAGGAACCCCGUCGCGGCCGCCCCAAGAAGAUCAUGGUGGCGUCGCUGGAGCGCUGCAGCUCUCGGCUGGCCGAUUCGAAAGGCGAUUGCACGGCGGCGGUGAAGGUGGUGCCGUCGAUGGAAGCAGUGGUGAAGGUCUUCUGCGUCCACACGGAACCGAAUUUCUCGCUGCCGUGGCAGCGGAAGAGGCAGUAUAGCUCGAGCAGCAGCGGGCUCAUCGUUGGGGGACGGAGGGUUCUCACAAACGCGCAUUCUGUUGAGCAUCACACACAAGUCAAACUCAAGAAACGCGGCUCUGAUACCAAAUACUUGGCCACCGUCCUCGCCAUCGGGACCGAGUGUGAUAUCGCAAUGUUGACGGUGAGUGAUGAUGAAUUCUGGGAGGGAGUUUCGCCUGUGGAAUUUGGCGAUUUGCCUGCUCUGCAAGAUGCUGUAACUGUUGUGGGAUAUCCAAUUGGGGGUGACACAAUCUCUGUGACAAGUGGUGUUGUUUCACGCAUGGAGAUACUCUCUUAUGUUCAUGGUUCAACGGAACUUCUGGGACUGCAGAUAGAUGCUGCGAUAAAUUCUGGGAAUUCUGGUGGACCUGCUUUCAAUGAUAAGGGAAAAUGCGUUGGGAUUGCAUUCCAGUCUCUUAAACAUGAAGAUGUGGAGAAUAUAGGAUAUGUAAUACCCACCCCAGUUAUCCUACAUUUUAUCCGAGACUAUGAAAAGAAUGGGGCAUAUACAGGAUUUCCAAUCCUUGGAGUUGAGUGGCAGAAGAUGGAAAAUCCUGAUUUACGAAUGUCAAUGGGCAUGGGACCAGAUCAAAAAGGUGUGCGUAUCAGAAGAAUUGAACCCACUGCUCCAGAAUCUCAUGUUCUGAAGCCAUCUGAUGUAAUUCUCAGCUUUGAUGGGGUCAAUAUUUCGAAUGAUGGAACAGUUCCAUUCAGGCAUGGGGAGCGCAUUGGUUUCAGUUACCUUGUCUCUCAAAAGUACACUGGGGAUAGAGCUCUAGUAAAGGUUUUCCGGAAUUUACAGAUACUUGAAUUUAACGUAAAACUUGCAACUCAUAAGCGGCUUGUUCCAGCACACAUCAAAGGCAGGCCUCCUUCUUAUUACAUCAUUGCUGGAUUUGUUUUUACUGCUGUUUCUGUCCCCUAUCUUCGUUCUGAGUAUGGUAAAGAUUAUGAAUUUGAUGCUCCGGUUAAGCUUCUGGAAAAACAUCUACAUUCUAUGGCACAGUCUGUUGAUGAGCAGCUUGUUGUUGUUUCUCAGGUUCUUGUGUCUGACAUCAAUAUUGGAUAUGAGGAGAUAGUUAACACUCAGGUUCUUGCUUUCAACGAUAAACCUGUGAAGAAUCUGAAGAGCUUGGCCAACAUAGUUGAGAGCUGUGAUGAUGAUUAUCUAAAGUUUGAUCUGGAAUACCAACAGAAGGUAGUGUUGAAGACUAGCACUGCUAAGGCCGCAACCUUAGACAUCCUCACCACACAUUGUAUACCUUCUGCGAUGUCUGAUGACCUGAAGACAUAAAAAGUUUUGGUGAAAGUUAUUUAAAUUACUCCCAUUGGCCUCAUCUUAAUUUUUUUUUAAGUGUUAUUACACCUAGUUCACUAUAAGAUUGCGGUACUAUUGGAUCUGCACUAGUCAAUGAGAUAAAAAGGCUUCACAUACAGAUGAUUAGAGAAUCAGAGGAUGGGGAAGGAAUUAGCAAAAUACAACUUACGCUUCAUUAAAUUAUCAUUAAGUUUAUCUCUUUCGAGUUGGGGUGUUCUGUACUCUAUUUAUAUCAAUUAUUGUGUCCCCCCCUUCCCCCCUUUUUGAUACAAAAUUGACAUUCAUAUGUAUUUUUCUUAAGAUGGGAGAGGCAUGUAAAAUUUUAUGUUGAGGAUAUUAAUGCUGUUAUUUUGAAGUACCCUACUUACAUGGAGCAGAUGAUUCUACUGCUCACAAUGAUAAAAGUGUUUUUCUUUGAAA